Molecule: messenger RNA, 705 nt
Organism: Pseudovirgaria hyperparasitica
Lineage: Eukaryota; Fungi; Ascomycota; Dothideomycetes; Acrospermales; Acrospermaceae
Product: fumarylacetoacetate hydrolase domain-containing protein 1
Exons: 2
Coding region: 1-705 (234 amino acids)
Cellular component (GO): mitochondrion
Molecular function (GO): acetylpyruvate hydrolase activity
Source: RefSeq, a predicted model, not a curated record
AUGACAACGGCAGCAUCCAUCAAGGCUAAUUGCCGCAAGGUAAUGUGCAUCGGCCGCAACUACGCCGAGCACGUUGCCGAGCUCAACAACCAGCGGCCCAAGCAACCGUUCUUCUUCCUGAAGCCGCCGAGCGCGAUUCUGACGCCCGGUGCGGGCCCCGUACUGCGGCCGCGCGGCGUCAAGAUGCAUUAUGAGGUGGAGCUGGGGCUGGUGAUUGGGCGGGCGGUGCGCGAUUUGCACCCCGAGGACGCACAGGGUGCGCUGGACUCGAUUGCAGGUUAUCUGCUCGCUAUAGACAUGACGGCGCGCAAUGUACAAGACGAGGCCAAGAAGAAGGGUCUACCGUGGUCCAUCGCCAAAGGCUUCGAUACAUUUCUCCCGAUUAGUAACUUCAUUGCGAAGUCUCGCAUACCCGAUCCUCACAACGCGCGGUUGUGGCUCAGCGUCGGCGGUCAAAUGAAGCAAGAAGACAGUACCGAGCUCAUGCUGUUCAGAAUACCGAGACAGCUUAGCGACAUCAGCAAGGUCAUGUCGCUGGAAAAGGGGGACAUCAUCCUGACAGGUACACCGAAAGGCGUUGGACCAGUCCAAACGGGCGAUAUUAUGAAGGCCGGUUUGAGUGUCGGUGGCCAGGAGGUGGAAGAGGCAAACAUUGAGGUGGAAGUAAAAGAUCGCGAGGGGCCCUACGAAUUCAGAGAGACAUAG